Coniophora puteana RWD-64-598 SS2 is the source of this 1753-nucleotide messenger RNA. RefSeq names its product DAO-domain-containing protein. The transcript is spliced from 7 exons. The record is from RefSeq and is a predicted model, not a curated record. The coding region runs from base 37 to 1590 and encodes 517 amino acids. Gene Ontology annotation, cellular component: cytoplasm. Gene Ontology annotation, molecular function: oxidoreductase activity. NCBI's taxonomy places the organism in Eukaryota, Fungi, Basidiomycota, Agaricomycetes, Boletales, Coniophoraceae.
AAGACGGGCUUUACUUUCCUUGUCUCCGCAUCCAAAAUGUCCUCAGCAUCACCCCAUCCCACCCUUAUCGCUUCGGUUCCACUCCAUCCCACAUCGCACCUCCGCGCGCUCAUAGACUGCCCCAGCGCGGAAGCACUCAAGCCCGCGGCGCUCCCGAACUCGGACCCUUCGCGUUCGUUCUGGCUGCACUCGUCGCCCGACGCGAACAGGCUCGCGCACGAGGGGAGCGAAGGCCCGCUGAGCACAGAUGAGGCGGACAUCAUCAUCAUCGGCUCGGGGCUGACUGGGGUUGGCGUGGCGUACUGGCUUGUUAACGGGCUUGCCGACGCAGCAGAUGGGGAUGGGAAGGAGCCGUUGAAGGUGGUUGUGCUCGAGGCGAGGGAGUUUUGUGGAGGUGCGACAGGCCGCAACGGCGGGCACCUCAUUCCGUUCAAGUUUCUCGCCUUCGAGUCGCGGCAGAAGAAACUCGGUACUGAGGAAGCGGUUGCCUCUCGCGCGCUUGAAGAGUACUCGGCGCGCUCGCUCGUAGACGUGCUCACGCGGAAUGGGCGCGGGGAUGCGGUGGAUCUUGUCAAGAACGGGGCGACUAUAGUUCUUGCUACGCAGGCGGAGGUCGAUCAGGCGAAGCGCGACUUUGAGGCAGCGAAGGAGGCUGGGGUGGAUGUGGGCGGAGUGAGGUGGUUUACGAAGGAGGAGAUGGAGAAGGUUUACGGAGUCCCAUACGAAGCCCUCCAACUCCCCGCACACAACCUUUGGCCCCAAAAAGCCGUCACAGAGCUUUACGAACUCGCACAAGCCCGCGCGCAUUCAGCGUCAUCCAGAGUCUCCCUCGCGUUGCACACAUACACGCCCGUGACGCAGAUCGCGCUCGCUCCUCCAGGAAGCAAGCACCCCAGCGUCGUACACACGCCACGCGGGGCAAUAUCGGCGACGCGCAUAGUACAUGCGACGAACGGGUACGCGUCGCACCUUUUGCCGUUCAUCAUGAACGGGCCCGAGGCGAUCUUCGGCGUACGUGCGCAGAUCGCGAGCAUUCGCGCGAAUGUGGGGACAGACGAGGCGUUCAAUGGAUCGGAGUCGUCGUGGGCUGUUAAUGAUACUUCCGAAUACUGGUUUCCGCGCCCGCAUGGUGCCGACCCGGGGGACAAAUCGAAAGCGCUCGCGAUCGUGGGCGGCGGGCGCGAGUGUGCACUUGGGCCGACUGUCGGCGUGUACGACGACUCGAUACUCGACCAGGGCGUGGGGAGGGCGCUGAGAGAGGUGUUACCGGCGCUGUUCCCGGGCAAGUUUGAAGAGGGGCGGGAGCCUGAGAUGGAAUGGAGUGGGAUCAUGGGAUAUACGAAGAGGGGCACACCUUAUGUCGGGCCGGUCAUCGACCCCUCGGACCCAUCCUCGGCGAGCAAAUACACAGGACAAUACAUCUCGGCGGGGUACACAGGGCAUGGCAUGCCACGCGCGUUCUCUUGUGCUGAAGCUACUGCGAGCAUGAUCCUGUCCGAAAUCACUGGCCGAGAGUGGGUGAAGCCGGAGUGGCUGCCGAAGAUGUGGUUGACGUCGGAGAGGUUUAAGCCGGGAUAUGGUGUUGCGUAGACUCCUUCUUUCAGUGUGACAUGGUUUCGGACGACAGGACGGUUUUAGCAUAUUGACGAAUCUUCUGCUUCUCGGUGUAUGCGAGAUUCGUUUUCAAGUGGCCUCGGCCAGUUCGUGGCUGGCAGCCUGAGAGUUGUGUCCCAGGUGGCAGGGACCAGGGCGG